AUGGCAGGUCGAACCUUGCGGAUAGGUCUCAUCCCCGGUGACGGGAUCGGGCGCGAAGUCAUUCCGGCCGGCAAACGCAUUCUCGAGUCGCUCCCCUCGUCGCUGGGCCUGAAGUUCUCCUUUGUCGACCUCGAUGCAGGCUUCGAGUGCUUCAAGCGCACUGGCACUGCGCUGCCAGACAAGACGGUAGAGACACUGCAGAAAGAAUGUGACGGUGCAUUGUUCGGGGCUGUGAGCUCCCCUACAACAAAAGUCCAAGGGUACACGUCUCCGAUCGUGGCCUUGCGCAAGAAACUCUCCCUCUACGCCAACGUCCGCCCCUGUAAGACGACUCUCUCCCCGGCUUUCCAAUCGCCCGUCCCGCACCCCAUCGACAUGGUCAUCGUGCGCGAAAACACCGAGGACCUGUACGUGAAGGAAGAGAAGACCUACAGCGACGGGGAAGGCGGGGAGAUCGCCGAAGCGAUCAAACGGAUAUCGAGCAAGGCGAGCUGGCGGAUCGCGAACAUCGCGGGCGAGAUCGCGCUGCGCCGGCAGCGGAUGCGGGAACAACAACAGCAGGGUUCGUCGGCGCAGAAGCAAGGCAUGGUCACCAUCACGCACAAAUCCAACGUCCUCUCCCAGACGGACGGGCUCUUCCGCUCCACGGCGCGCGAAUGUCUCUCUCAGCCGCAGUUCUCCUCGCUGAAAAUCGAGGAGCAGAUCGUCGACAGCAUGGUGUACAAGCUGUUCCUCCAACCGCAGUACUACGACGUCAUCGUCGCGCCCAACCUGUACGGGGAUCUCCUGAGCGACGGUGCCGCCGCGCUGGUCGGCUCGCUCGGCCUCGUGCCCAGCGCCAACGUCGGUGAAGGCAUCAUCAUCGGCGAACCCUGCCACGGAUCGGCCCCGGACAUCGAGGGCAAGGGCAUCGCCAACCCGAUAGCGACCAUCCGGAGCGUGGGCGUCAUGCUGGAGUUCUUGGACCUGCCCGAAGCCGCGCAGCUGGUGUACAACGCCGUGGACGCGUCUUUGGGAGAGGGCAAAUUCGUCUCUCCCGAUCUCGGCGGCAAGGCGACAACGACCGAGGUCGUGGACGACAUUAUCAAGCGACUAUAA
This is a messenger RNA of Fonsecaea pedrosoi CBS 271.37, 1098 nucleotides long. RefSeq lists its product as uncharacterized. The record is from RefSeq and is a predicted model, not a curated record. Gene Ontology annotation, biological process: tricarboxylic acid cycle; isocitrate metabolic process. Gene Ontology annotation, molecular function: magnesium ion binding; NAD binding; isocitrate dehydrogenase (NAD+) activity. Lineage: Eukaryota; Fungi; Ascomycota; Eurotiomycetes; Chaetothyriales; Herpotrichiellaceae. The transcript is spliced from 4 exons. Gene Ontology annotation, cellular component: mitochondrion. The coding region runs from base 1 to 1098 and encodes 365 amino acids.